AUGUUACUGGAUGUACACAAGAUAGCGAUGAACCCUUUAUUUAAAUCAUUGUUAUUAUUAUCAUACAUUGUAUUUGUAGUAAAUGCCUCAAUUCCUGCUCAGUUUUCGCCAAACAAUGGCGGUGCCUACUCUGUAAAGACGGCCAACUAUGGAUGUGAUGUGCAAUUCCAAUUUGUAUUCAAUGAGGUGAUGGGUAGUACCCAACGCACCGUCUCUACCAAUGUUGGCAGCGUAUCGACUCCCGCUGCAACCACCACGCUGGCACAAGGCGUGACACUCACAACAAUCACACUGCUGAUGCCAAUCGGCCAGUCAUCAAUCAUCUUCAACAUAUCCAACACUGACCUGCCGCUGACCUAUGACGCCGUGCCCACUACAUUUGAGUGUCUGGCGCUGCCUUCGUCUCCAAACGUCACUGUGCUGUCCAGCCAGCUGGCUUGGGACCCAUCAUCCUACACCGAUCAGCUGAUGCCAGUGCUCAUUCCCCACACCUAUGCACCACCCCAGUACACAUGUUCAGUCACCAAGACCAGCUACACUUGCAAGGUCGUGCCAAUGUCCAUGCAAGACACCACUUUCCAGUACUUCUGGGUUGUGCUCUCACUGAUCAACUCGGCCAGUGGCACAUUCAUUGGACCUGACACCCUCAAGAUUACCGAUGUCUAUGGCCAGAACAAGACCAUCAGCUUCAUGCCAAACAUCCAGAGCUCUGCCGUUACCAUCGAUCAAACCACACUGUAUCCAUCACCCGUGCUCGGCCCCAUCACUUGCCAGCAGGAUAUGUACAAUGACCCACUCUGCUCGUACAUGUAUGAGUUCCAGAUUGCCACCACCAGUACAGCCUUCUACUUGCAGCUGUGGAAGAACAAUGCACCACUGAGCGGCCUGCCAAAGACCUGGGCUGUCUACGGAACGCCCACACAGUCAAACUACAUGGGUAUAAUCCAGUUCACCAGCUCAUCCGACACUGCCCAGCGCAUGUUCAUCACCAAGGAUGGUCUGACCUCCAAGGGCAUGACCAGGUUCGACUUCCAAUCGUUUGAUAUGUCCGCCUUCAAGACCCCUGCCAUGAUAUUCAACACAACACGUCAGGUGCCCGUCUGGACAUUCACUGGCAACAUCCUUGCCACUACCUGGUUCGGUCUCUACUUUGCCGAGACCACCGGAUCAGUCAACCUCAACUACUUCCUCCCAUACCCAUACGGUAUAGGAUCUGGUCAAUUUGGCGCUGUUACACUCCAAGUCUCACAUUCCAAGGUAGUCUCCAAGUACCAGAACCCACUCACCUCGCUCACCACCACAGCCCUUGGCUUCUUCCAGUCAGCCACAUCAGCAACACCAUCCAAGGUCACAGUUGAUACUACUCCACCAACAUUCAUCUCAGUCCAAUACAUUCCAUUCACCUCCAACUCGAUCAUUGUGAGAGUGACAGCAUCGGAUGACUUGAGUGGUGUGUACAAGAUCUUGAUCAGUGACUCUGCUACCACUCUUGACCAACAGGUCAUUGAGCUCCGCCAAUAUGACUUGGUCUGGGGUACCAAGCUGCGAGGAACUUUUGAGCGCAUCUUCAACUUCUCCAAGUUGUCUACACUCGGAGACAAGAUCACUAUUAUCGACGAGGCAACCAACUCCAAGGUCUUCCAGCGCUCUGCCACAGUCCCAACCAGCUCUCUCCCAUACGUCCCACAACCAAACUCCCUGUAUCCACAUCAGAUCACAGACUUCAACUUUGCCUCAAACAAUAUUGAUACCACCAACGUUAGGACAUCUAAUACUCUGACAUUCAAGGUCAACACCGCGGACAAGUCAUUUGUCCCUGUGCUCAAGUUGUUCGCCUCGUUCCAUGACAAGCAGCUAUCAGAUCGCUACACUUUCCAGGGUGCCUGGGACGAGACCCAGCAGAUGUAUGUCAUCCCCUUCACCAUGCCAAUGAACAUGUUCCCAGGCCCAGUCGACUACACCAUCUACAUGCGUCCAUUCGUGUGGGACAUGCGUGUACUGCAGCCAGUGCUCGGCGGCAAGGCACUCCUCAACGUCACAUCGAGCAAGUUCGACUUGCAAGGACCAUACCUCACAAAGUGGGCAUCCGGUGAUGAGUCACUGUCCUUCAGUGGCACCAACCCACCCCUAUUGAGCUGGAUCUUUGCUCCAUCAUCCUACGCCACACCUUUCGACUAUGGUAUCCUGUCAGUCACCAGUGACUCUGAUCCCAAGGUGUACAACAUCACAUUCAAUCAAGCAAACAAGACUCCCUCUGGAUACAUUGCCAACUUGCAGCUUGAGCCACUGUGCCAGACUCAGAACUUCAGGAUUCUAGAUAUCGAGCUAUACGAUGUCAAUGGCUACCGCUCCAAGCUAUUGUCCACUUCUCUCGCCAGUCCAUUCCGCGAGUUGUCCAGUGAGAACCCUCAAAGCAAGCUCAUCAACGUCAGAUGUACCUCGACCAAGGUCGAGACGACAGUCCCAACAUUGAUCGGCUUUGACUUUGCUCCAACUUAUGUUAAUGUGGCAUCGAUCAACAGGAUCGUGUACUUCAAUUUGACGGUCAGGGAUAAUAACUCGGGCAUCUCAUUGUCCCACACGCCAGUGGUCUACCUGACAUCGAUGAUGGACGACAUCCUCCAACUGCCCAUGAACAUCAUCUCAUUCGACAACACCACCGCGGUAUUUGGCCUCAACACAACCAUCCCUUACGGCUUUGGCAUUGGAGGUACCACUGUCUCAGUGUUUGGUAUAUCGGACGUGCAGCUCAACUUCCUCGGUCUGCCAUCGACUCUCCUAGUCAACAACUUCCUCAACACAUCGUUCGAUCUGGUGGCGCCCACACUUGAGCGUGCAUCCAACAUCUCAGACAAUGGUGGAAUGCUCACAGUAUAUGGUCGCGCCUUUGGUGUGAACCAGACCGAGUUCCAAGCCUACAUCCACUACUUCACCUCUGACUUUGUCACGAUCCCAUCCGUCUUCUUCUCUGGCACAGUCUUCAUCAUUGACAUUGCAGCCAUCCCCAAGGGUGCCAUCGUCAAGGUGUCUACCCGUGGAGUAAUGUCUAACGAACUAUACAUCAACACCAAUGCCACCAAGCCACCACCUCCACCACCUGUGCCAACUUGUGGCAAUGUUAGCGAUUGCUCUGGACAUGGAAAGUGUAUCGCCCAAGACAUCUGUGAUUGUGAUGAUGGAUACAGUGACAAGGAUUGCUCUAAACAGAUAAUUGAUGGAACUGAUCCAACCUUUGAUCCAAAUGAUCCAACAACAAUCUUUGGAAAGGGAUCCAUUAGUGUCCUACGUGUGUUGGAGCUCGACAACUUGGGCCAGACACUCAAGACAUACACUCUGAGCAACUUGUGGACAAGGGAGAACAUGUCCGAGACUGACAUGCUCAAGACACGUUACACCACCACUCUGGAGGGCACCGAGACCAACGUGACAGUCACCAUCCAGUACUUCUUCAAGUCGGCCACCAUCAAGUUUGCCGGCAAGGACAUGGUGAUGAAUGCCGGCACACUCAAGUACUCGAUCGGCCUCACACAGUACAACUUCACCACGCAGCUCAACACUCUCCAAGUGAUCAUGUCAGCUGACGUGACUACACACGAGGAGGAGUCGUGUUCGGCUCAAUCUUCGGGUACCCUGGGCGAGGGCCAGACCAUCAACUGGAUCAAGCUGCAGGUCAAUGGCCAGACGAUGUACAUGCGAUUCAUGAACUACGCCGAGAUUGACACGCGUGUCUCACCCAUCAGCAACACAGUGCUGCCCAGUGCCACCAACAGCUCGCAGGCAUCCACAUCAGACAUUGCCAUCAACGUGCCACACUACACAUUCUACGCACUUAUCGACCCAGACUUUAGUCUGUUGGUGGAUACUAUCGACUCGUCAUCAUCACGUUGCUCGGGCAAGGAGUCUGGCCUAUCUCGCACAGCACUCAUUGCCAUCAUUGUAGCCAGUGUUGCAUUUGGAUGUGCACUGAUAGCCAUCAUCAUUUACUCAGUCGUGCGCGCACACAACCAACGAUCUCUACGCAAGAAGAUUGGUUCAAUCAACUUGACCCAGUAG
Messenger RNA from Acytostelium subglobosum LB1, 4053 nucleotides. RefSeq lists its product as hypothetical. Lineage: Eukaryota; Evosea; Eumycetozoa; Acytosteliales; Acytosteliaceae. The coding region runs from base 1 to 4053 and encodes 1350 amino acids. The record is from RefSeq and is a predicted model, not a curated record. Gene Ontology annotation, biological process: sexual reproduction. The transcript is spliced from 7 exons.